Molecule: messenger RNA, 490 nt
Organism: Cokeromyces recurvatus
Lineage: Eukaryota; Fungi; Mucoromycota; Mucoromycetes; Mucorales; Mucoraceae
Exons: 5
Coding region: 1-384 (127 amino acids)
Source: RefSeq, a predicted model, not a curated record
AUGAGAAUCAAGUGUGAUGAUCAAACCAAUUUGGAGAUGAAAUUAAAAAGCCGCAAUCAUAUACUUUUCAAACUCAAGUGUCAAAGUAUUGACAGUUACCAAGACUACACAUUAGAAAUAAGUUUUAAGAUAAUGUCAUAUCCACAAAAUCCAUCUCAACAACAAUAUUAUCCUCCUCCUCCACCACCACCUAAUGGCUACUAUCAACAGCCUCAACAGGGAUAUUAUCCUCCACAACAGCCUAACGGUUAUUACCAGCCUCAGCCACCACCACAAACAGUAAUUGUUCAACAACCAAAUCAACAACAAUCUGGAGAUGACUGUUGUUGCGCCUGUUUAUCUGGUUUACUUUGUUGCUGCUUAAUGGAAGAUUUGAUGAGUUAAUCACACCUUCUCUCUUCUUUUUUGGAUUUACGUUAUAUAAUACAUAAUAAGAAUACUUUUUUAGAUACAUACACUUAAUAAAGAAAAAAAAGAUUGUUUACUAAUA